Messenger RNA from Chanos chanos (milkfish), 1740 nucleotides. Its product is annotated as apolipoprotein A-IV. The coding region runs from base 83 to 850 and encodes 255 amino acids. The record is from RefSeq and is a predicted model, not a curated record. Gene Ontology annotation, cellular component: chylomicron; extracellular vesicle; low-density lipoprotein particle. NCBI's taxonomy places the organism in Eukaryota, Metazoa, Chordata, Actinopteri, Gonorynchiformes, Chanidae. The transcript has 4 exons. Gene Ontology annotation, biological process: phospholipid efflux; acylglycerol homeostasis; lipoprotein metabolic process. Gene Ontology annotation, molecular function: phospholipid binding; phosphatidylcholine-sterol O-acyltransferase activator activity; cholesterol transfer activity.
UCUGGACUGACAUGCAGUUCAAGACUCACAGGACUGUAGCAGCACUCCCUGAUACAUACGAACAAAAGAAAAAGACACAAAGAUGAAGGUGUUCCUGGUCCUUGCUAUUGCUGUUUUCACAGGUUGCCAUGCCAACCUUUUCUACGCUGAUGAGCCCAAGCCACAGCUGGAACAGCUGACCGAUGCAUUCUGGGAUUAUGUCGGUCAGGCAACCCGUACAGCUGAGGACACCCUUAAGAUGAUAAGGGAAUCUCAGCUGGGACAGGAAAUGAAUGCUAGAAUCACAGAGGGAACUGACAUGGUCAACCAGUAUGCUGUCACACUUCAAAAGCAGGUGCCACCUAUGGCUCAGGAACUCUUGGACAAAAUCACCAAGGAGGCUGAGUCACUGAGGGAGCGCUUGGAUCAGGAUCUGGCCAGCGUGAAGGGUAAACUGGAGCCUUAUGCCGAGGACCUAAAAACCCAACUCCAGCAGAGGGUGGAGGAGCUCAGGGCUGCUGUGGCCCCCUAUGCUGACUCCCUCGACUCAGAAACCCUGAAGGCCACCCUGCUCCAGAAGAGCGAGGAGCUCAGGGAGAACCUGGAGAAGAGUGUGAAAGACCUGCAGUCCCAGCUCGGUCCCUACACAGAAGAACUCAAGCAGACAGUGGACCAGCGUCUGAAGGACUUCCAGGAGAAGAUGGCUCCCCUGGCUGAGGAUCUCCAGUCACAGCUGACACAGAGGGCUCAGAUGGUACAGCAGAGCUUGGCACCAUAUGCUGAGGAUCUGAGGGAAAAGCUUGACCCCUACGCCCAGGAUCUGAAGGAUCGACUCACCACCCUCUAUGAGUCCUUCACCAAGACCAGCUAAAUAUUUUCAGUUCAGUGCCACUCAACAGACUGCUUUCCUGCUAAAUAACAAUGUGACAAUCUGUCGCAUCAUUCUCACACUCGACCAGACAAUUCCUGAUUUCAGAUUCCUACAGUAAUGCAAAUAGCCAAGAGUAAGAAAUCAACAUUAAGUUUUACCUAAGGGGAUAAAGUCGGUAUGUCUUUCCUAGAAAGUACAUAUGUUGUGCAAAGUGUUAAAAUCAAAAACUUCUCAUCUUUAAAAACAAGCAGAUUUCCAAAAUCUGUAUACAUAGCCAUGUUUAUUGUGCACUGCUAGAUAGGUUGUUUUAACUAAUUAUUAAUUUAUGAAAAAAUAAAAUGUUUAUCCUGCAAAAUUUUGCUGUCAUUAUUGGUCUGAAACAAACAAGUAGUGAUCAAUAGCAAGUGGCAAUGACAGAGCUUAUGUUCUUUUUGAGCUCUUCCUCUUGUAAGAACCUUUACAAUCCCUUGCAAAUUCAGGUCUGUCUUUUGAAAUUAUAUCAAACUUAGAAGGUGGCAUUACAUUUGACGUGGAAAAAAACAGUGAAGAAACAGAAUUGGGAUAGAAUGGGUAGUACACAGAGUUGAACUUAUUUUCAUGAAAUUCAAAAUAAUUUGACCAGUAACCUGCUGAGCGGUGACCAAUUUCAGGGACUGCUGCAUUUUGAGGUAGCACUUGAAGGCAGCAUUUUUAGUAAGACAGGUCUGGUUUCAAAUGUAUCCUCAUAUAUGUAAAUUUCUAUAAGGUGUCUUUAUUUUGGGGCGUGUUUGAAAGCAGAAAUACAUGUCUCCUUGAUAAAAUACUACAUCCAGUGUUUCAUUUUGAUGAGGGGCAAUCUUUUCAAGAAUAAAGAUAAAAAUAACAAAAACGCUGACAGUGGUAUUAGCAUA